Archocentrus centrarchus (flier cichlid) is the source of this 2573-nucleotide messenger RNA. It is a transcript of the gene opn4xa, whose product is annotated as opsin 4xa. Gene Ontology annotation, molecular function: G protein-coupled receptor activity. The record is from RefSeq and is a predicted model, not a curated record. NCBI's taxonomy places the organism in Eukaryota, Metazoa, Chordata, Actinopteri, Cichliformes, Cichlidae. Gene Ontology annotation, cellular component: membrane. Gene Ontology annotation, biological process: visual perception; G protein-coupled receptor signaling pathway.
GAAGUCUGCCUUUGGAUUUGGGGGAGUUUUCACCAUUAUAUGCUGUACAGCUUCACUGCUGCAGAACAAAGGGACUUUAUGGAAAAAAAAGUCACAGAAAUGGAUGUGGAACGUGGCUUCUAUCAGCUGGUGGAGGUCCAGGACCACGUUCACUACAUCAUUGCAUUCGUUGUUUCUGUGAUCGGAGCAGUGGGUGUUACUGGGAACGCCCUGGUCAUGUAUGCCUUUUACUGCAACAAGAAGCUACGGACACCCCCCAACUUCUUCAUCAUGAACCUGGCAGUCAGUGACUUCCUCAUGGCAAUUACACAGUCACCCAUUUUCUUUGUUAACUCCCUUUACAAGGGUUAUUUUGGUGAAACAGGAUGUAAAAUCUAUGCCUUCUGUGGUGCAUUAUUUGGGAUCACCUCAAUGAUAAAUCUUCUGGCCAUCUCUAUAGACCGCUAUGUUGUUAUCGUCAAACCUCUGCAGGCAUUACGAUGGACGUCCACGAGACGCACUUACCUCAUUAUUGCCCUAGUCUGGCUAUAUUCAUUAGCCUGGAGCCUCGCGCCACUCUUAGGGUGGAGUUCAUAUAUACCAGAAGGCCUGAUGACCUCAUGCACAUGGGACUAUGUAACAUCCACUCCAGCCAAUAAAAGUUACACUUUGAUGUUGUGUUGUUUCGUAUUCUUCGUCCCUCUUGGCAUUAUAUCCUACUGUUAUCUCUGCAUGUUUCUAGCAAUUCGUCAAGGAAGCAGAGAUGUGGAACAGUUGGGCAAUCAAAUGAGGAAGUCAACACUGAUCCAGCAAAACUCCAUCAAGACUGAAUGGAAGCUAGCCAAGAUUGCCUUUGUGGUCAUCAUAGUGUUUGUGCUGUCCUGGUCGCCCUAUGCAUGUGUCACCCUCAUAGCAUGGGCUGGAUAUGGACGCAUUCUCAACCCUUAUUCCAAAUCUGUCCCGGGUGUUAUAGCCAAGUCAUCAGCCAUCUACAAUCCUCUAAUAUAUGCCAUCAUUCACUCAAAAUAUAGGCUUACCCUCGCAGAAAAAGUGCCUUGCUUGCACUUCCUUGCCCAUGCCCCCAGGAAGGACUGCAUAUCAGUGUCGCUCAGCGAGUCCUCCUUAAGGGACUCAGUGCUGAGCAGACAGUCAUCGGUCUCCACGACCAAGCUGCACAGAGUUUCCUCCAUUACUACAACAGACACACAUGUUUGGAGUGAUGUGGAGCUGAAUCCUAUUGAUCUGAGCCAUACUUUGGGGUCCAGCUAUUCCCUUGGAACUCUGAGAGACAAAGAGAAUCAGUCGUUGACUAAACACACAAAAAGAAAGAAAAGCCAAAGCCAGGAACAGCUAAGAGCAAGGUUCAGUGAACAGGUGUGACCACAAUCUAUUGCCCGAGUCUGUCAAAACCCUACUGCCUGUGGGAAGGAAGAGGAAGGGCAAUCUGGAAUAAACCAAAGAAACAUGAAGAUGAGCGUGAUAAAGAGUUUAACUAUCAAGAAACCAAGGCACAGAAAAUACAAAAGGAAAAUGAUGAUUGUGAGGUUCUCACCCAGCCAGACAUCGGAGAAAUGUUGAACAUGUGAAAUCCGGCGUCGUCUUCACACUCAACUUCACGGAAGGGCCUUUGGAGGAAGGCCUGGUGGGAGGCAACCUGUUUGCAAACUUUUGUGGUCUGCUUUGCACAGAAUGCAAUUACUCACAGCAAAUAACUGCUUUCUCAUUUAUAAAUGCAAACAGUUUGCCAACAUGUUGCUGUACUGCAGCAAUUGUCCUGGAAUUUCUGUUUCAAAUCCACGAGGUUCUGGCUGGAUGGAGUUGCAACAGAUGGUCUGAGAUGUUCACCAAUUUAUCACACUUAAUCACAACAUUAUCACAAACAGAUUGCAUGUAAGUGCCAGCUUGACCCCAUUCAAUUACAAACCAACAGAAGACUGACAGGAGAUGUCAGACACUUUAUCGCUGCUUUGCUGCGGAUUUGAAAACAGCAACUCAAUGGUCUUUGAAGCAAACAUUCAAAAGAAGAUCACAAGUUCAUUGCGUGCGGUCACAUUAAUUUUGGUCAUGCGAUGGUCUCCAAUCACUGUUUCCCCUAGUGUGACUGUAGCUGUACAGUCUCUGGACUGUUGUGCUUAACAAUUUGAGUCUGUCUAAAGAUUUCUUUAAAUGCUAAAUGCAGGGAUUCACCAGUCUAGUACUUGGAUCAGAUAUUUGCCCAAUCAUGACUCAAAAAGCUGGAUUACAAUAAGUGACAAUGAUUCAGUGAAUCAGUGCUGCCAUUAGUAUGGUGCUACUCAGUAACAGGCCAGCUUUUUUCUGAUGGCGUCUCUCCUUCACUUGCUCUCAUAUUAUAGUCGGUGUGACACUCAUCGGGAAGUUUUCAUUUCACGGUUUCAUUGUAGUCACUUAAUAUUAUUUCAGCCUCUUGCAAGCUCCACUCCACAAGUGAUGUGCAAGUGCACAGUGAGAGCAGGAAAAGGAGAAACUAGUGCAAGUCUGAAUGACAGCAGUAUAUUAAUACUGCUCACACUGAGCUGAAAUGAGAGUAGAGUAAAUAAAGUUAUAAAAUAACAAAAUCAUUUUUUAUUUACUUU